AUGGAUUCCACGCCUCAGUCACCUAUAGUUGAUUGUAGAUUCACUUUUGAAAGCGUGAGAAAUUGGAAAUAUGAUCAAGUAGCUUGUUGGCUGCAAGAAAAUAAUUUUCGAGAAUAUCAAAAGAUAUUUUCAGAAAACGAUAUAAACGGAGAUGUCCUAUUAGAAUUAGAUCAUGAAAUCCUCAAAGAAUUGAGGAUCAGAUCAAUCGGUGAGCGCGUUAGGAUCCUUUUAGCAGUCAAAACUUUGCUAAAGUGCUGCGUAGGAAAUACUGCUCCUUAUGCUCAUCCUAUCAAAUAUUAUCUACCAAAGGACUUGAAUUCGCCUGAUUCUGACAGAUUCCCAGUAUCUCUCAGCAGAUCUAGUUCAAAAGCAAGCACCAUAUCUCGAUCUAAUUCUACUUCAUCGCGAAAAAAUCAUGAAUAUCCUUUACGGAGUCCUCAACAUACCAAACAACAUCACGAAGUAUCAAAUUCCUUAGAAAGUGUAAAACAGCGUGUCAUCAAAGUUAUCGGUGAAGAUGGUGCAAUGCGAACUAUUUAUAUUAAUAAUGUAACCGAUGCUAAAUCUAUUUUAGCAAAAGUUUUGCAAAAGUUUAAUAUUAAUGAUGAUGUUGAAAAAUAUUCGUUAUUUACAACUUUAAGCGAUUCUGGUUCAGCUCGAAGCUUAUCUGAUGAAGAAUUAGUGAAAAUUUGUAGAAGUUCAGAUAAACCGGAAAGAGAUAGACUUAUUUUACGCAAGAAGCAUGUACAUAUGAGUUUUGAACAAUUAAAACGUCGGAAUAGAGAUAAAAAAUUAGAAAAUUUCUUUGGAGAAAAACCUCCAUCAUCACAAGUUGGAAUAUCACAAAAAAAUUUAAGAAAUUUUUUUGGUCAACGGCCUCCUUCAGAACUGAUUUCAUUGAAUCUUACAGAAUAUUUUCCCGGACAUAAUAGUGAAGAAUUAGAACGAAGUUGUAGAAAUUCUGUUAGAAGGGCAUCAAGACUUUCCUCCGCUUCUAAAUUUUCUAGGCGUAAAUCGAAAAGAAUGUCUUAUUUAUAUGAUGAUGAAAAGGCUAAUACUUUUCUAUCACCUAUGGAUUAUUCAGAAACAGCAAUUGGCGCUUUGAUCGGAAUGGGAUCUUUUAGCAGUGUGUACUUAGGACUUAAUGCUAUUACUGGAGAAUUAAUGGCAGUUAAGCAAGUUGAAUUACCUACAGGACAAUCUGCAAAUGAGGAGAGAAAGAAAUCUAUGUUAGAUGCUUUACAAAGAGAAAUUACUCUUUUAAAGGAUUUACAUCAUGAAAAUAUUGUGCAAUACCUUGGUGGAUCAGUUGCAACUAUGCUUAAUAAUUAUGGUCCAUUAGAAGAAACAUUGGUUAGGUCAUUUAACAGGCAAAUUUUACAAGGAUUAAACUACCUUCAUGAGAAGGAUAUUAUUCAUCGUGAUAUCAAAGGCGCUAACAUUUUAGUUGACAAUAAGGGAGGUGUCAAAAUAUCAGAUUUUGGUAUUUCAAAAAAAGUUGAAGACCGUUCAGUGUUUUGGAUGGCUCCAGAAGUUGUUAAACAAACUCCUUAUACAAGCAAAGCAGAUAUAUGGAGUUUAGGAUGUUUAAUUGUAGAAAUGUUCACAGGAGAUCACCCAUUCCCUGAAUUUAAUCAAAUGCAGGCCAUGUUUAGGAUUGGAUCUCAAUCAUGUUCACCUGAAAUACCAGAAGUAGUAUCAAAUGAGGCAAAAGAGUUUUUGAGAAAGACUUUUGAAUUUAUGUUGCUUCAACAAAUUAGUUCGGGAAAGUCCAAUGGAUUUGUCCAAAGUUUUCAUACCGCAUACUGGGAAAAUUCCCGUUACAUUGUAUAUGGUUCAGGUAAUAAACUUGUAAUUUAUAAUGGACUUUCCGAAUUGAUCCAAACAAUCGAUGCGUCCGAAUUUUUGAAAGGAUCACCGAAUCAAGAUAAAAUUUUUUCUACAGAGAUUUCAGAAUUUGAUGGAAAGAUUGCUAUAACAAUUGGAACAAACGUACUUAUAUUUAAACCAAUUCAAAACAAACAUAUGAAAGUACAAUGGUCUUUAUUGAAAAUACUGGAACAUAAUUAUCCUACAUUUUGCACUUCAUGGAGUUUAAUUAAUGGUCAACUCUUGGUGGGUGGAGGAGCCAUUGUUCUUUGGGAGCAAGAUAAAUCUGGCGAAGAUAAUCAUAACAAAUGGACCAAAAUAUGGGAACAAAGAGUUGCAUCUAAUAUAAUUCAUGCUGAAAUUUCUCCGGAUUCUACAUUAUUUGCUACAGUUGGAGAGUAUGAUAGAUUUGUUAAAAUUUGGUGUUGUCCCCAAGGUGAUUACAAGAACUGGAAAUCCAAAUUUCAUUAUUUGCCACAUCCAAGAUCCGUGACAAACUUGUCAUGGCGUAAAGGUCCAAUUGAACAGAUAAAUUCACAAGGCAGCAACAUUCUUUUGACAGUAUGCAAGGACGGGAUAUGUAGAAUAUGGGCUGCAACGAAUCCCGAAGAACCUCACAAUCUUUAUAUAUGCACAGUAGUUGAUCCUGAACAAUCGUUGGUGACUCUACCUUCUUCAGAAGAAGAAAGAAUUUGUCACGGAGAUCCUGAUUGUUACUCGCCCAUUCAUUGGAUACAUCCAAGAGAAUUUCUGAUAUCUCUGAAAUUGGCUAUAGAUUCUUUUGAUAGUGAAAAAGAACAAACCCAGAUAGGUGCUGGGUUAAAAAAAUUGAAAGAUCUUGCAAAUGAUACACCGGAUUUGUUGUAUCAGAUUCAAAAAGAUGGUUCUAUGGUUAUUUGGGGAAUAAGAAAUGUUUAUUGUAGACCAAGACGUAUUCCAAAAGUUCUCGUUUUACUUCGUGCGUCUCAGGCGCUUCCACCAUCUAAUGCCGAAUAUUUUCAUGGAAGCACAUUUGUAUUUCAUGAUAAUACAAGUUCUGAUUUUAAGAGCACUUCAGUAGAACUUACAAUAUUAGCCCAGAGUCCGCAAGGUCGGAUUAACAAAUAUUCAACUCGACUUGUCGAAGUAUUUGAAAAUUUAUCUCCAUUGCAAUUGAAGUAUUCAUGGAGUGGUCAUCGUGAUCAUGUCAAAACUAUUAUCAAGUCUCCUGGAACUGAUUGUUUCGUUUCACUUACUAAUGAUGGAAAAGAAGCAAUCUUGUGGGAUAUCACGAAGCCUGACAUAUCGCAGCUUGUUGAACAAAUUGGCCCAAAAAUUAUCGAAAAAGCUCCGGUUUAUGUGGACUCGCAAAUCAAGCUUGCAUGCGUGCUUUCUGAUGGUAUUUCACUACAAUUUAAAUUCAUCUCUUAUUCUUUCAAAAACUGUGAUAAUUUUCAUAAGACGGUUGUUUUCGAUGAUUACGAUGCUUCUUAUGAAUUGCUCUUAUUAUUUGCUUAUCAACACAAGACGACUACAACAUCUUUUCCUACUUAUGUUGUUGGAAUAAGCUCCAAAAAGAAUACAGUUUUUUGUUGGACGUUUUCAUAUGGUGAAGGUCAUACAGGUCCAAUAAUUAAUUUUGUUUCAAAGACUUGUCUUCCUAUUGACAGUCAGGUUACAAUGGCCAUUUCUGUCGAACAGUGGGCAGGGUCUAAUAUAAGACGUUAUCCAUCCGAAAACUUGUCUCCUCCUAUAUUACUAACAUAUUCCGACGAAGGUUAUAUCAGAUAUUGGCAAGCCAAUAUGAAAUAUAAUAGCGACGACCCUAAUAAUGAUAAAGUAUUGUGGAUGGAAGAAGUUGUUUUUGACAUUGGAGAGAAAAAAGAUACUGUGUUAAUCAAAUGUGGCCCACAAGGGAAAGCUGCAGAAAAUGGUUAUGAAUUGACAAUAUGGGAAUGUAUAACUAAAAGAUUACCACCUGCCAAAGAUUUUAUAGAAGGAUUUAGUGAAAAGAUUGUUGAUAUAGAUUGGCUUUUCACAUCUAACGCCGAGAUUGUAUUAGCUGUGUCAACGUCACAGAAAAUAUAUAUUUAUACUCAGCUUCGUAAGCAUCAUGUUUCCGAGCGAGGCUCUUGGAUUAUGUUUUCAGAAAUUGAUAAACCUUGUAAUGUUGCACUACCUAUUUCUGCUAUAUCUUGGGGAAGUGGAGGUUCACUUAUUGUAGCUAAUUGUAAUCAGUUUCGUUGUUAUAAUAAAUGGUUAACAGAAGAAAGUAAUAAAAAAGUUUCUAGUAUAACUGGAAUCAUUCAAAAGGAUCCUACAUUAUUUCAUGUUGUUGACCAUUUGAAUGGUCCUUUACCACAUCAUCACCCAACAUUGCUUUUACAACAUAUUCUUUGGGGUAAAAUGGAUUUAGUUAAGCAAAUCCUUGCUCAUCUUUAUAAAUUCCUUAAAAUAUUAAUUGGGUCAAAUAAACCUAUUAAGCGACUCCUUCCCUUACCAUUUGAUAAAUUAUUCCAAGCCCAAGAUGAAACGCCAAAGCCAUCAACAAAAACUCGUCGUUAUAGUAGUCUUUUUGGAGAGGAUAGUGAUGAAGAAGGAUCUCAAGAAACUUUACUCGAGUUUACGGAGGAAACGGCUAACUUCUUGAGUGAACAAUUAAAGGUCAUUUCAUUGCCUGAUUUGUCACAUGUCGAACAAGCACAAUUGCUAGCUUUAAUUGAUACUAUUAAUCAGGUAGAACAUCAAAAACGAAGUUUGGAUGAAAAUGGCGUUCGUUAUGUUUUAUUUAUGCGACGGUAUCAUUAUUUAAAUCGGUAUAAACUAUCUUCUGGCAUACGAACACCUGGUUUAAAUUAUCGAGAUAUGAACUGGGCAUUGCAUAGUGAUUCUCAGGAUCUUUUAAUAGAAUACAGUAUCCAAGCAUCUGGCGGGAAAUUUUUAUGGAAAGAUGCAAGAAUACACGGAAUUUUUUUAUGGCUUCGGAGUAAUGAGUCAGUUCGACAACAAAUUGAAAACGUUGCUCGUAAUCAUUACAUGUCAAAAGAAGAGAGAGACCCAACGGAUUGUUCUCUUUUCUAUAUGGCAUUACGAAAAAAGAAACUAUUGUUAGGAUUGUGGAGGACUGCUAAUGCACACAAAGAACAAACUCUCAUGUUGAAGUUCCUUGUAAAUGAUUUUACUGAACCUAGAUGGAAGACAGCAGCUUUGAAGAAUGCUUAUGCCUUGUUAGGCAAACAACGUUAUGAAUAUGCGGCAGCCUUUUUCCUCCUUGGAGAUCGGUUAAAAGAUGCUGUUAACGUGUGCUUAAAGCAUUUAGAUGAUUUUCAAUUAGCUAUCGCCAUUGCCAGAGUUUAUGAAGGUGAAGAAGGCCCUGUUUUGAAGAGUAUAUAUGAAGAUCAUGUCAUUCCAUUGGCAAUAAGAACAGGAGAUCGAUGGUUGGCUAGCUUGGCUUUUUGGUCAUUGAAUCAGAGAGAUAAAGCCGUGAAAGCAAUUAUGGUACCCUUGGAAACGCUGUGUGAUCAUAAGAUAGAAUCAACACCUUUAACCACCGAUUCUCCUGAUGCGGCUUUAAUAGUUUUAUAUAAGCAGUUAAAGGAUAAAUCUAUUCAAACACUAAGAGGAGCAGCAGAAAUAUCGUUUGAAAAAGAAUAUUUCUUUGUGUUAAGAAGUAUUUUUGCUUAUGAUCGUAUGGGAUGUCCGCUAUUAGCUCUUUAUCUUGUACAAACAUGGACUUUUUCACCGCAAUCAGAUCCAGAAAGGCCAGAUCAUAUUUUAAAAUCUAGACGUCGAACAACGAUUUUUGAUAUACCAUUAGCAGCAAGUGAUGAUGUGAUCUCAAAAGGUGUUGUUAAUUUUGAUACAUGGAGUUGGGAUGCACCAAUUUCACCAGUUUCGCCGAUUUCCGUUAAACAAAUAACGGAUAAAGCUGAAGAUAUUUUUUCAGAUGAACCAAGUCCUAUGGUUAGUCCUAUCACACCCAAAAGAAUAUCAUUUACUGAUACAACGUUUAAAGAUUCAUCAGAUGAUAAUAAUGUUUGGGGAUGGGAUUCACCUAGACAUUAUCAAAAAGUAAACUCGUUUAAAGCAAAAAAGACUGAUAUCUUUGCUGAAAAGAUUAGUAAAAAUGAUAUUGAAAAAGACUCAGAAAAUAUUACAUUAUUAGAUGAUAUAGAUUUUUAUGAUUAUAAAGUUUCAUUGGUUAAAAGAUUAUGUCAGCAAUUAUUGGAUGCGGUGAUGACUUUCCAAGAAGAACCAGAAUUAUUCGAACAAAAUACCUAUUAUAAUGAUUAUGUUAGCAGAGUCGAACAAGGAUUGGCAACAAUAUGUGAAAAUGUUAAAGUUCCAAUGGCAGAUAUCAAAGAAUUAUUAAUAUCAUAUCCUUUAUAUAAUGAAAUUUAUCAAAUUAAUCAUUUGGAAUUCUAUCAAAAUAACACGAAAUUAAUUUCUGGAGAUGCUGAAGGAAUUAUUAUAAUAUGGGAUAUGAACACUAUGCGUCCCACAUUACAAUUUAAAGCACAUAAUGAAGGAAUUUUGAGAUGUAUGUUUUUAAAUAAUAAAUUGAUCAGUCAUGGCAGAGAUAAUUUAUUAAAAUUAUGGAAAAUUGAUCGGAAUUCUUUAAAUGAUGAUAAGAGGUUUAUAACGGAGGAAAAGAUUGUAGAAAUAAAGGAUGAUGAUGAUGAGCCUAAACUUGAAAAGUGUCUAUCAGUAAAUUCCUUGAAUUUUUGUAAAUUUGAUUAUUGUUUUAAAGGAGACAAUGAUCAAGAUAUCUUGAUUGCUUUACCAAGUUCAAAAGGAUCUGCUGCUAUCGAUGUGUGGAAUCUUUCAAAUCAACAACGCAUUUUAGGAUUUGAUGGAAAACAGGAGACUGAAGGGUAUUGCAUGGCUAUAAAGUUUUUUCAGCAUCCAACAAAUAAAUCUGAGUAUCUAAUUUUAUCAGCAUAUGAAAAUGGUGGUGUUAUUUUGUGGUCUUUUUCUUCCAAUAAAUCCAAUGAUGAUGAUGUUAAUGAAGAAUUGUUCUCCGAAAGAUUAUGGAGCGUAAAACAACAUAAAGAAACAGUGUUAGCAUUGGACGUUUCGAAAAAUCGAAAAUUUGCAAUCUCGACUGCGGGAGAUAAGAAGAUUGUAAAAUAUAACUUUAAUGAGAACUUUGAAAAAGAACCUUUAAUUAAUAGCAUUACAAUAAAAUCUGCUGGAAUCGCUGAUAUUAAAAUACGAUCCGAUUCAAAAAUUUUUGCUACAGCCGGAUGGGAUUCAAAGAUACGCGUUUUUUCUUCAAAAACAAUGAAACCUUUAGCUAUAUUGUCAUAUCAUAAAGAAAGUGUUUACUCGUUAGCAUUCGCUCAUGUUUUUUCACAGGAGGAUAAUAAUAAUACUUCAAUUGAAAAUGAAAUUGAUGAAAGUGUGUUGAAUCAUUUCCUAGUAGGUGGUGGAAAAGAUCGUAGAGUCACUUUAUGGGAAAUUUAUUAA
Funneliformis caledonium is the source of this 7317-nucleotide messenger RNA. The record is from the annotation of a GenBank genome assembly. Lineage: Eukaryota; Fungi; Glomeromycota; Glomeromycetes; Glomerales; Glomeraceae.